Messenger RNA from Phyllotreta striolata, 834 nucleotides. NCBI's taxonomy places the organism in Eukaryota, Metazoa, Arthropoda, Insecta, Coleoptera, Chrysomelidae. The record is from the annotation of a GenBank genome assembly.
AUGACCACCGGUCAGGCCACAAACGCAUCUAAGUUCACUAAUCCGUCAUCAAAGGGCCCACCAAAGGCACGGUCUCGCUCAAUGGCCGGACACACACCUUUUACCGGGCCCGACGAGCGACCAACCAGUUCGCCGGGGCAUCCGCGAAAAAGUUCAGUGGCAAGGCUCGUUCGACGUGAGUGGGUCAGGGCUGGAGCGGCGACGUCGCGACGCCCGACGCCCCCACUCCGACGCCGUACCACCGACCAUUUAAGCGAGCGCCGACUUCCCGACUGCUCACUCCACGCAACGCUCGCUUUCACGUACUUACUAUCUAGAGACGCGCCCGUAGAGUGCGAAACCGCCACAUCCGAGCCGACUCUGAGCAACUAUGUUUGGAGGUCUCGACCCUACAGGGCUCUACUGAUAUCAGUCUGUGCUUUGGGAUCGUAUCGCCUUAUAAAGCGCUGUAUAAUCGAUGAUCGGGGCGUUUGUGUAACGCCCGAAAAUGUCAAAGAGAGAUCCCGACCAUCAACUCAAACUUCCGCAUAUCAGCUGCCAUCGGUUAUUGACCGAAAGUUUUGUAAGUCGCGCGCCCACCUCAUAAACCCCCGCAAUUUCAUAACUCGCAGCGUAUGCAACCUCAAGUCUCACAGCCGAGAAAUGCAAAUACAACACACUCGCACGCACACGCCUCGAAAGCUCGGCGAAUUUUUUAUUUAUUUCGUCGCCGAACUUCCUGAUGCUACUGAAAAUUCGCGUUCUACCUGCGGCCAUUCUAAUUCGCCGUGCAUCAUUCUCGAGGAAUCGCCCAUGCCCGUCACGUGGUCGCCGAAAAUGAGCUCAGCUGAUUGA